Molecule: messenger RNA, 5111 nt
Organism: Pygocentrus nattereri (red-bellied piranha)
Lineage: Eukaryota; Metazoa; Chordata; Actinopteri; Characiformes; Serrasalmidae
Gene: esco1
Product: establishment of sister chromatid cohesion N-acetyltransferase 1
Exons: 10
Coding region: 276-3155 (959 amino acids)
Biological process (GO): mitotic sister chromatid cohesion
Cellular component (GO): chromatin; nucleus
Molecular function (GO): protein-lysine-acetyltransferase activity
Source: RefSeq, a predicted model, not a curated record
UUUAGGCGACACGUGUUGUUCUGGUUUGUUUGAGAUUCGUGUAAUUAAUCUUUGAGAAAUUCACUGAUUUACACGCAGGAAUUUUCGAAUUAAGCUCUCUCCUUCGAAUAGCUAUUUGCGUGUUAGCCACUUGGCUAACUACAUUUUCUCAUCCCCAUCGACGUUGGACGCUUCAGACCCAUAAACCUGUGAAACUUGCUUUUGCUUUGGCCAACAGACCUUGCGGCGCAAAACACUUUAUACACUAACGAGAAACUGGCUUUGGGCAAUCCAAAAUGCCAUUUUCCAAAAGAAAAAUGCAAUCUUCUGAACCUCAAGUUAAGAAGAAAAGGGUGGAUCAUAGUCCUGCAGCAUCUGAUAAACCUAGUCAAACAACUCAGAUGACACAGAGGUCUUUAAGGGCAGGAGCGCCACAGAGGAAAGGUUUGAUUCAGUCUAAAAAGAAAAAGCCCCUGCUGAAGCUGAGGGAAGAGAAGGAACCUCGUCGGUCUUCUAGACUGAAAACAGCGCCAAAGAAACCGACUGGUAGACAAAAGCAGAAAGCAUCGAAUACAUCUGCUGCGCCAAAAGAAGUGAGCUCCAAAUCUGCUGCUAAAGUUUCUGAGACAGCUGGAGACAGAUUGGGUCCAAAUUUGCCUGUCCUGAAAAAAGGUAGUAAGAAAUACUCUAGAAGAGUGAAGAGAGGUAAAUGCCCAUCUCCUCCUCCAGAAAAAGUUAGCACACUGUCCGCAGCCCAGUACCCCGUGCUAAUAGAGCACAGUUAUGGUCGACCUUCUGAUUUACAAAGUGAAGAGAUAACAAUGCCAGACAGAAACAGAGUUGCAGGAAUCACUGGUCUGAAUGACCAAGGCCCUGCCUUGUGCCAUUCAGUGAUGCAAGAGAGUCAAGCCUCUGAGACUAAAAUGGCAAGCAAAAUAUCACUUGAUGAACAAAAAGAACUUUGCCCUGAUCCCAUUGAGAAAAUCACUGUAACUUUAGAUGCCAAGGUAAGUGUGAUGAGAAAGUCUCCACCACCUCUACAAGCACUUUUUAAAGUUAUUCAAGAGACUAGCUUUAAUGGUAAAAAUAUCUCUGAUAUGGAUGAGGUUGAGGUGGUGAAUACAUGUUCUCUGCAGGAAGCUGUUCAGAAUACAGAAAUCUCUUAUACUCCAGACUGCUCUCUGGCCUCAGAGACUUGUAUGAAGGUGGAUGAUAUUGAAACUGAACACUGUGUGGUUGAGAUUGAAACAGUGGAGGAAGUAGUCAGUGACCUUGGUGCCUCAGACAAUAACAACCAACCACCCCAAGACCUGCAGGAGUCAAUUGCACUAAAGGAAACCAGCAAAGCUGUGGUGUGCAAGGAGAACACUUCUACCCCUUCAUUGCCGCAGGACGGCACAAAAGACUCCACACAAGGUUCCCCUGCACAGGCCAGCGCUGAACCUCCAAAGAAGCAAGCAAUGAAUCCUCAGGCCAGAACCAAAGCCCGCCUGGCAGCACUGGCUGAGGAGAGGGCAGCUGCUGCUAAGAGACCACCCCCCAAGCAGUUGAACCUCUUGGCUCUGUGUGAGGAAAUUGCAGAUGAAAUUGCAGAUGACAUUGCAUCUGAUGCUGCAGCAGCAGAAGAGAUGAAAGAAGAAGGGGCUCAGUCUGAUGACAACAGCCAGACCAAAAAUGAAGUGGAAGAUGUGCCAGUUCCCACUGUUUCCAGCGACCUGCCUCCCUUUGAAACCCCAACAGGCAGUACCUCUGACCAUAAGGUACAAGAGAACACACCCAAGAAACGGUUCUUCCUCAGCCAUGUGUCUGUUCCCCUCAAAACCCAAGAGAAAAAGAAGCUGUCCCGUUUCCAGAGACUGCGGCAGGUUGAGCUGCAGCGGGACAAGCUGACAUGGACCCGCGUUAAGAAGCUCAAGUCCGAUCAGGCCAGUCAAGACAGUGCAGAAGACUCCCCGCAGCCUUUGUUACCUGAUUUGGUACCAACCAGUGAUGUUAGCUCUCCUACUGCUCUGCCAUCUACUCUAGAGAGUGUAUCCAAGGUGGGGUCAAGUGAACGCAGGAGGGUUCUUCCUGCUAUGGCACCGCCCAUGCCCAACGGUAUUACCAGUUCAAAGCCUAAGCCUGCUGUAGAGUAUAAGCCGUACAACCCCAGACCAAAGUACUCAGCAGAUGACUUUGAACUGGAUGAACCAGAGGAAGAGACUAGCCAUCCAGCUGCUAUCAAACAAGAGGGGAGAACAGUUUGUCCCUUAGCCAUAGCUGAAGAUAUCUCUAAACCUUUGGCAAAAAAUGCAGGCGUCCCAUCCCCUGCAGCCAGCAUCCCGAAAUCCUCCACCCAGCAAGAACAUACUCAUAGGACAUCAACAGAAGAUUCACAACUUGCAAACAGUAGCUGUGGCACUGGGUCAGACGCAGAGCUUCAGAAAGAGUGCAAGAACAAUGUAAAAACAGCAAGUACAGAAGGAGAGCAAACCAGUACUGACAAAAGUCAGAGUGCGUUUGGAGCAGUGACUUGUAAUGUGUGUGGGAUGUUGUACUCACCAUCCACAGAAGAUGAAGCCCAGCACCUGCUCUUCCACAACCAGUUCAUCAGUGCUGUCAAAUAUGUGGGAUGGAAGAAAGAGAGGAUUUUAGGAGAGUACCCAGAUGGCAAGAUUAUACUUGUUCUGCCAGAUGAUCCCAAGUAUGCACUGAAAAAGGUGGAGGAGAUUAGAGAAAUAGUGGACAAUGACUUGGGCUUUCAGCAUGUGCAGACAAAGGUCCAAUCCCAGACCAAGACCUUCCUCUUCAUUUCAAAUGACAAGAAGGUGGCUGGGUGCCUUAUUGCUGAGCACAUUCAGGAGGGCUACAGGGUGAUAGAGGAACCACUGCCGGAGGGCUCUGAAGGGGAGAAGGUUAUGUUUGAGCGGCAGAGAGCCUGGUGUUGCUCUACCGUUCCAGAGCCAGCUGUCUGCGGGAUCAGUCGCAUUUGGGUCUUCAGCAUGAUGAGGCGGAGAGGCAUUGCCUCACGAAUGAUUGAGUGCCUCAGGAACAAUUUCAUCUAUGGGUCGCAUUUGAGCAAAGAUGAGAUUGCUUUCUCCGACCCCACGCCAGAUGGCAAGCUUUUUGCCACUCAUUACUGUGGAACCUCACAGUUUCUGGUAUAUAACUUCGUCAGUGGGACACGCUUGACCUGACAACUGCCAUAAACAGACAAAACACUCCCUUAAGAGUCCCCCCGACAUGUAUCAAGUUGAAGAAGAACGGUUUCGAUCAAGCCAGUAUUAAAUCCAAAUGUCAAAUGGAGCCAAAAAGGUGAAAAGAGCUGCACCCUAGGAUGAUUUUACAGGCUUUUACUGUUAAGAGACAUGGACCCCUAUUUAAUUUCUUAAAUAAAACUUUUGAUCUAAGAUCAGUUCUUUGAUUUCAUAUCCCAGUGGAUAUAGUCAUACACAGAGAGGAGCAACUAAUCGUAGAUCAGUAGUAUGAUGCGCUACGUAAGUAAAAAAAAAUUUCAUUUUAUUGUUGUUGUGUUUUUUUUUUGUUUUGUUUUUUAUAAUCAAUAUGUGUCCUCUCUUCAGAAGGCAGAAAAUGCAUUUAUGCAAUUAUCACGUCAAACCCAGCAAGACCAAUUGACUUGGAAAUUUGCAUUGAAUAACACUUCACAGUAGCAUAUAGCUAUUGUUUUGUUUGGUGAAAGACAUGUAUGCUGUUCUCUCAGGUUUAGUGUGAAACCUAUCUUAGGACUUUCUAGCAGAAGCCAUCAUGUCUAGAGCACAGUUAUGAAAUCAGUAUUUGCUUCUUCUCUUUGAACACAGAGAGAAAGAGUACAUGGACUUUACUACUGCAAGCAAUGCCUCUCUCUUGAGGCACCCUUACAACUUCUUUUUAAUCUCAGGUUGAAAAAUAUAAUUUAUCUUUUGGGGCUAGAUUUAUCCAAGCAUUUAAGCAUCUGUUAUAAGUGUUUGCAAAUGAAACUUAUUAUCACAUUACAUGACUAUAAAUUGGAAAAAUGACAUGCCUGAAGCAAUUAUUGACAUGCUUAGGUAUGUUGCCCCAGCAUAACAUUUUUACACAUGCUGAAUGCUUUAGUACAUUUGGUCCUUAAGUUUGGUUCUCCCUUUAAUAUCAUUUCAGCAUUUCAGUGGUUUUCAGAGCCUGUUUUCCUUAUGCAGUGUAUUCACAUUGGACUUUACUGAGAUUUAUAUGCAUGGCAUUGACAGCAAUAGAGAUCAUUUUAUGCUGACUAUUCACAGUUGUCUCUUGUAUUGAUGUAGAGUGCAAGCUGACACUUAAAUACAGCUUUUUUUUGGUUGUCAGCAGUCAAGCCAGUCACAUUGUCUCAGCACCCCCGUUUCAUUUUUAAUAUUUGUAGAUUAUGAUUGGUUUUAUGUGUCAGUGUAUUUUAAUUAUAUUAAUUUUCUCCUGAACAAACUGUGUCUUUGCCGAAGUAUUUUGCCGAAGUUUAUUAUUGAAAAGCUUUCUCAAAGAUGCUGAUAAGAAAAGAAUAUUUGAAAGUACUUUCAGCAGCUCAGUGCCAUAUUUUCAGCAUCACAGGACCAUCUCCGUUGUCUUUGUUGAAAACAACAUAGGAUGGCUGAGCAUGAUUGAGGAGAGAACUGCUUUGUGAGCCAGUGGAUUCGUUUAAUUAGCAUUUCUGUGUUAACAGUAAGAGAGAAAUCAUGCCAUCAUUUUCUAGUCAGUAAGAGCAUGGCUGAAUGGAGGAGAAUAGAAUGCAGUUUUCACUUAAAAAUAGUGCCUUAGCAGAUCACGUUAGCUUUUCCGGUGGGGGAUCAGCAUCUACGACACAUUUACCAUAAACAAAACAGUAAAUAAAAUGCUGCAUGUCUAGGAUCAAUUAAAAUGUAGCACCCUUGAAACAAAAUAUAUUGGCCUCAAAUAAAGAAGAUGAAAAAUGGAACUCCUGAGAGAUACUGCAAGCUAACAAAACAUUACUGGGACUACAUUGCCAUGCACUUGUUUACAAAGAAAUGAAACGCACAGUGCCCUCCAGAAUUAUUGGUAAAGGUGUUUAAACGUUGGGAAGAGUGGAAGGGUGUAUGAAAAAUUUCACUGUUUCUUAGUUUGAUCUUUUCCCUUCAAGCUAAAAUUGUUUUAAAAAGUCACGAAAUAAAUAUUUUUCCUACACGCAA